Mesocricetus auratus (golden hamster) is the source of this 294-nucleotide messenger RNA. RefSeq names its product 40S ribosomal protein S29-like. Gene Ontology annotation, molecular function: structural constituent of ribosome; zinc ion binding. Gene Ontology annotation, cellular component: cytosolic small ribosomal subunit. The coding region runs from base 1 to 201 and encodes 66 amino acids. The record is from RefSeq and is a predicted model, not a curated record. Lineage: Eukaryota; Metazoa; Chordata; Mammalia; Rodentia; Cricetidae. The transcript has 2 exons.
AUGGUGAUAAAGGAGGAGGAAGAGGAGGAGAAGGAGAAGGAGGAGGGCAAGACUGGUCACCAGCAGCUCUACUGGAAGUUCCGCCAGGGCUCUUGCUCUUGCUGCUUCUGCUCUAACCACCACAGCCUGAUCUGGAAACACGGGCUGAACAUGUGCUUCCGUCAGUAUGCGAAGGGCAUAGGCUUCAUUAAGUUGGACUAAGCAACCUUGAAUGGAUUAUUCAAGACUGUCUACCCAGUGAAACAGAUCACGCUAGUCUUUGUACAUAAAGAAUAAAAAGAUGAAGACCUUCAA